Messenger RNA from Coffea eugenioides, 879 nucleotides. Its product is annotated as RING-H2 finger protein ATL63. NCBI's taxonomy places the organism in Eukaryota, Viridiplantae, Streptophyta, Magnoliopsida, Gentianales, Rubiaceae. The record is from RefSeq and is a predicted model, not a curated record. The transcript has a single exon. Bases 1 to 879 code for a protein of 292 amino acids.
AUGUUCGAUACGGCAUCCACAAGGUCAAACUCCAUUAGCAAUCCGGUGAACAAUUUAGUUCAUGACAUCCUCUCCCACGACAGUAAUGUCAUGCUCGCCGCGGUCAUCUCAUUGCUUCUGGUGAUUCUCUUUGUCUUACUGCUGCAUGUUUAUGCUAAAUGGUUUCUAGUAAAAGCCCGUCAAAGGAGUAGAAGGUCUGUUUCGGUUCCACAAGUUUUAGGAGCCCGUUUUCAUCACUUUCCUUCGAUCCUGGUUGACACCACAGUUAAUUCUGCUGCCUCCCCGACGAUGGGUCUCGAAUCUUCGGCCAUUUCUUCCAUACCGCUUUUUGUGUUCAGAGCUGAUGACGAUGACGACGACGAGCAUAAUAAGCAUGGACGACUGAGUGAAUGCGCUAUCUGUUUGAGCUCGUUCGAAGAUGAGGAAAUGGGAAGGAAGCUGCCCCGGUGCAGCCAUGCGUUUCACGUCGAAUGCAUUGAUAUGUGGUUGCAUUCUCAUUCAACUUGCCCAAUUUGUCGUUGCCCAGUACUGACGUUCGAGGAUCGUAAAUCUCCUGAUCAGUCCAAAUUGUUAGGGGAGCGGGAGGCUGUUGAUCGAGAAAUAGCUGAAACAAUAAUAUUGUUGGAUGAAGUGGCCGCCGAAAUGAGCGAAGACCAGACCUCAUCAAGGCUGGACAUUAUAGUCCAGGAGGUUCCUAAUACAGAGAAUGGAAAUAAUUGCAGGAAAGACAUAAAUUCCGUGUGCUCGACAUCGUCGUCCCCCCAAUCAAACGCACAUUUGGUCGUCGUCGGCGACUCCUUAAAGAGAAUUAUGAGCAGCAGGAGUAGAUCUGAACGUAAGGUCCAUCCCUCUGGGGGCGCUGCUGAAUUGGACUUGUGA